Messenger RNA from Fonsecaea monophora, 456 nucleotides. RefSeq lists its product as hypothetical. The record is from RefSeq and is a predicted model, not a curated record. The transcript is spliced from 4 exons. Bases 1 to 456 code for a protein of 151 amino acids. NCBI's taxonomy places the organism in Eukaryota, Fungi, Ascomycota, Eurotiomycetes, Chaetothyriales, Herpotrichiellaceae.
AUGGCUGACGACAAGAAGAAUGCCCACAAUGCCGAGAAGGUUGAGAAAGUCUCUGCGCGGGACAGCCAUGACCAAGUCAACACCAUUGAGGACAAUGAAUGCGCAAACGGGGUCGUCUUCGCUACCAUCACCACGCUCACCGUCAUCAUGCGCGUAUACGACAUUGUCAUCAUCAACAGUUUCUUCGCCCUGCCCGCCUUUUACCCAAGUACACUUUCCCGUGGGCGCCUCGGACAUAUGGGAGGCCAAGUCGUGGCAAAUCGAAAUGAUCGAAAUGGUGCGUCGAGGAAUGUACACGCCGAAUGCGGUGCUCCGCGAACAAACAUUUCCUUUUAUCUCGAGGAAGUGCACAUACGCAUCCGGCACUCCAGGAAUCCAGCUGUCUGUUUCAUUGCCUAUUAUUACUGCCUUCUCGUGCUCGUGGAUCUUGACUCUGCUACUUCUCUACGUUUGUAA